AUGGAGCCUGGGAAACUCUCGGAUCCCCCGUCAGACACAGGCAGCACCCCGGAAAACCAUGAAGGAAGCCAUGAAUGCUCAGAGUGUGGGAAAUCCUUUCCUCGGCGGUCCCUCCUUUUGACCCACAGGAAAGUCCAUGUGGGAAGUGGAUCCAGUCAAGGUUUGGAAGGUGAGAAAUCCUUCUCUGGAAAAAAACCCAAAGAUCUCAGAUGCCCCCCCAGACUAAAACCUUUUAAAUGUGAGGAAUGUGACUUAUGCUUUGGUCAAAAGCCACAGCUUUUUAGACAUCAGAAAAUCCACACUGGAGAGAAACCUUAUCAGUGUCUGGAAUGUGGGAAUUUUUUCCGUGAAAAAGCCACCCUCAGAGACCACGAGAGAAUUCACACAGGGGAGAAACCUUAUAAGUGUUGGGAAUGUGGGAGGAGCUUUUCUUGGAAGUCAUAUCUUUGGAUCCAUGGGAAGAUUCAUGCAGGAAUAAAAUCUAACAAAUGUUUUGAGUGUGGAAAAUGUUUCACCCUGAGUAAAUAUCUUCACAAGCAUGAGAAAACACACAGAGGGCAGAAAAGCGAAAAGUGCCUCGAAUGUGGGAAAUGUUUUUACUGGAAAUCAUGCCUGGUGAAACAUCAGAGAAUUCACACCAGAGAAAAACCCUAUGAAUGCCCAGAAUGUGAGAGACGAUUUGUUAAUUCUUAUGGGCUUCGGACACACCAGAAGAGGCACAAAGGGGAGAAACCCUAUCAAUGUAGGGAGUGUGGGAAAAGUUUUGUUACACAACGUGAGAGGGUCCACACAGGAGAGAAGCCGUACAGAUGCCUAGAAUGUGGAAAAUCUUUUGCUCAAAGUGGGGAUCUUUGGACACAUCAUAAAACACACACAGGGGAGAAGCCACAUCAAUGCAACGAAUGUGGAAAAUUUUAUCGUACCACAUCAACCCUUUGGAAUCAUGUGAAAAUUCACACAGGGGAAAAAAACUACAAGUGUUUAGAUUGUGGGAGAACAUUUGCUCAAUCAUGUCACCUCAGAAGCCACAGCCGAAUCCAUACAGGAGAGAAGCCCCAUAAAUGCUCGGAGUGCGAUAAAUGUUUUUCUCGGAAAGAUACUCUUGUGAUGCAUCAGCGCAUCCACACUGGAGAGAAACCAUACAAAUGUCUGGAGUGUGGAAAAUGCUUUUCUCAAAAAAACCACCUUGGAACCCAUCAGAGGGUCCACACAGGAGAGAAGCCGUACAGAUGCAUAGAAUGUGGACGAUUCUAUCGUACCUCAACCGCCUUUAAAAGUCAUAUGAAAAUUCACACAGGGGAAAAAAACUACAAAUGUUUAGAUU
This is a messenger RNA of Protobothrops mucrosquamatus (brown spotted pit viper), 1324 nucleotides long. Its product is annotated as zinc finger protein 501-like. NCBI's taxonomy places the organism in Eukaryota, Metazoa, Chordata, Lepidosauria, Squamata, Viperidae. Gene Ontology annotation, molecular function: DNA-binding transcription repressor activity, RNA polymerase II-specific. Gene Ontology annotation, biological process: negative regulation of transcription by RNA polymerase II. The record is from RefSeq and is a predicted model, not a curated record. The annotation marks the transcript as partial. The transcript has 2 exons.